This is a messenger RNA of Pelodiscus sinensis (Chinese soft-shelled turtle), 3195 nucleotides long. NCBI's taxonomy places the organism in Eukaryota, Metazoa, Chordata, Testudines, Trionychidae. The record is from RefSeq and is a predicted model, not a curated record.
AUUGGUUAAUCGACUACACAAUUACAUCCCUAUUACAAACUCCUUACUUGCUGCCUCAUUGAAAUGAGAGGCUGGCUAGCUUGUCUCAUUCUUCUUGGCUCUCCGCCACUUAGGCUCUGGUUCUGCUCCUAAGAUGAGGAAAGAACUCUGCUUUGGGAGUUUGUCCUGAUUGGGACACAUGUAUGCUUUUAGGAUGUAUUAGCUAUGACAUUUUAAAACUGCACAAGUAGAAUUGCACAUUAACACAUCUUUAUCUUAGUGUGGUUCACCCGGCUCCUCCCAUCCUGGAUUGCAUUCUGGUUCUAUACUGAUGAGACUAUAAUCUACCAUUCCCUCCUUCCCUUAUCACAUCCAUCCUGUUUCUGCUGUUGAUUGAGCUGCUGGAGAGAAGGGAGAAAAAAUCAUAUGCCAGAAAAGGUGUUUUUUUUUUUAAAUUAAAUAAAAGGAGAUUUAAUGUGUGCAGCUCAGCCCCAUUAACCCAUUUAUUAUCAGUCAUCCCUAUUCUCACUUUAGUUCCAAGGCAAAAAGCUACAGCUUGACAUAACUUUUAAAAACCAAACAAAAACAGUUUGACUUCAAAAGGUUAAUGCUUCUACUUGUCCCCAAAGUGGAUAAUGCAAGGUUAAUUGUAUCCAACCUAUUUCCCAUCGCAGUAAGUUUCUUCAAGACAUCCUUUUCUUAGUAAGUUAACGGGCUGUUUUUUUGAAAAUAUCAUUUGUAAAAAAGUUGAUUUUGCUGUCAGUCACUAAAUGGCCUUGCUGGUAGAAAUUACAUUGAUUUUAAGAUGAGUGUUUCAUACAUUUAGACCAAAAACAAACAUUCUAAUAAUAAUAAUAAUAAUAAUAUAUUGUGGUAAACACUAAAUCAAACACACAUGUAUAUCAACUGUCACAGUAACAACUCUGAAAUAUAGCAUUCAUAUUUAAAAUUCCUUUUAUUUGUGUCAGCAUAAUCCUCCAUUGAACAAUAUAUUUGAAUUUGUUUAAUGAGAAUUUUAAAAUAAAUUACAUGACAUGUAAUGACACUGAAUGUGGUGUGGAUGCCAUGUAGUCCUGUAAUGAUUCACAUAGACUUUGGGGGAAAUCAAAAUUGCUUUGUCUUCAGCAAGCUGUUAACCAAUUAAUUGUGUAAUAAUAGUGUGAACUGAGAGUAGCUUGUUGUUCAGUCUCUUCUUGCUAGUUUAUAUUGCACUUUACUGGUUGGUAUAGGUAUAGUACUGCUAUGAUAGCAAUACAUUAUUCUGACAAAGAACUCAUAAUUUGGAUGCAGACCAUACUGGCAAAGAUGACUCUAUAUCAGCAUUGUUUUUUUCUACCUCCUACCAUUACCAGAGCAAAACAAACUCUGCUUCUAAAAGUAGUUUUUCAAUAUAACUGCAUUUGCACUACACAGUUUUGCUGGCAUUGCUAUCUUGGUCAUACAUCACAUAACAUUACAGCCUGUUUAACAUAGUAGGUUGGCAGAAGCUGAGUGUAGAUCUGGCCUUAUUUGGAUAUAGCAUGCUAAAAUGGUGACUGCCAGAGGGAUAUAUAAACUAGCAUCCUCUGUUUUAUUUAUUUCUGUUUCUACAUUCUGAAGAAAAAUUGAAAACAAAAACUGACAUUAAGAGAAUUUGAUCGAACUGAUGGCAUUUGAUCUGUGGGAGUCUGUUAAUCUGACAUUAAUUCUUUUUUGUUUGCAUUUAUUUUAUUUUGAAAAGCUUUUUUGUUAAGCUCUGCUGAAGGGAUAAAUGGAACAAUUAACUGGAAGACUAAGCAACCCAACAGUUAUAUUAUCAGCAGAAUAAGGGCUGCUGAAAAAAAUGGUGAGAUAAGUAAUGAUCCUAUAACAUUUAACACCAACUUAAUGGGUUAUCCUGACAGACCUGGAUGGCUCCGUUACAUUCAGAGGACACCUUAUAGUGAUGGGGUGCUGUAUGGAUCACCAACUAUAGAAAAUGUGGGCAAACCCACCGUCAUUGAGAUCACUGCUUACAACAGGCGCACCUUUGAAACUGCAAGACAUAACUUGAUCAUUAAUAUAAUGUCAGCAGAAGAUUUUCUUUUACCAUAUCAAGCGGAGUUCUUCAUAAAGAACAUGAAUGUAGAAGAAAUGUUAGCAAGUGAGGUUCUUGGAGAUUUUCUUGGAGCAGUGAAAAAUGUGUGGCAACCAGAGCGUUUGAAUGCUAUAAACAUCACCUCAGCUCUAGACAGGGGAGGCAGAGUUCCACUUCCUAUUAAUGAUAUGAAAGAGGGUGUGUAUGUUAUGGUUGGUGCAGAUGUUCCAUUCUCUUCAUGCUUACGAGAAGUGGAAAACCCACAAAAUCAGCUGAGAUGCAGCCAAGAAAUGGAACCUGUAAUAACUUGUGAUAAAAAAUUUCGUACUCAGUUCAAUAUUGACUGGUGUAAAAUCUCUUUGGUUGAUAAAACGAAACAAGUUUCCACCUAUCAGGAAGUGAUCCGUGGAGAGGGAAUAUUACCUGAUGGUGGAGAAUAUAAACCACCGUCUGAUACACUGAAAAGCAGAGACUAUUACUCGGAUUUCCUAAUUACACUGGCAGUGCCCUCGGCAGUAGCACUGGUGCUUUUUCUAAUACUUGCUUAUAUCAUGUGCUGCCGACGGGAAGGAGUCAUCCAGUUGGUCCACCACAGUGCUAUACAGAAAUCCACCAAAGAGCUUCGUGAGAUGUCCAAAAAUAGAGAGAUAGGAUGGCCUCUUUCAACACUUCCUGUGUUUCACCCAGUUACUGGUGAGAUUGUACCACCUCUUCACACAGACAGCUAUGACAAUACUAGCAUGCCACUAAUGCAAACCCAGCAGAAUCUGCCACUUCAAACUCAGAUUCCACAGCAACAGACCGCAGGAGAAUUUCGUAUGACAACAUUUCAAAGAUUUGAGGUAAAUGGUAUCCCUGAAGAAAGAAAACUGACAGAAGCAAUGAAUUUAUAAUCAGAUAAUGCAGUAAUCAUGUCUUAUUUCUUUAUUUGUGCAAAUAAUGCAUGCGCUUUUCUGGUUUACAGUGUGCAUGCCCACAGUAUUAAGUACUUUGGUGCCAGAUCGUACAAUCAUUUCCAUUUAUCUAGUAUAUCAUAUCCUUUUUGUACUUUGGACAUUUUUGACAAUUUGUAAAACACUGAACUUUUUAUAUUUGUUACAUUAAGAAAAUUAUCUUUAAAAUAUAUGCAUUAAUAAAUAUUAAACUUUCUUCUUACUGUC